This is a messenger RNA of Glycine soja, 710 nucleotides long. Its product is annotated as 60S ribosomal protein L27-like. Gene Ontology annotation, biological process: translation. NCBI's taxonomy places the organism in Eukaryota, Viridiplantae, Streptophyta, Magnoliopsida, Fabales, Fabaceae. Gene Ontology annotation, molecular function: structural constituent of ribosome. Gene Ontology annotation, cellular component: cytosolic large ribosomal subunit; ribosome. Bases 76 to 483 code for a protein of 135 amino acids. The transcript has a single exon. The record is from RefSeq and is a predicted model, not a curated record.
UUUCAUUCGUUCAAAAGCUUCAGGUCAGAGAGAGUGAGAGACGGCAAAGACGGAGGAGAGGUCGCAAACGCAAAAAUGGUGAAGUUUCUGAAACCAAACAAGGCCGUCAUUGUCCUUCAGGGACGCUACGCCGGCAAGAAAGCCGUGAUCGUUCGAACCUUCGACGAAGGAACUCGCGAGCGCCCCUACGGCCACUGUUUGGUGGCGGGGAUAAAGAAGUACCCUGCGAAGGUGAUCAAGAAGGACUCGGCGAAGAAGACGGCGAAGAAGUCGCGCGUGAAGGCGUUCGUGAAGCUCGUCAACUACCAGCACCUCAUGCCCACGCGCUACACGCUUGACGUGGACUUGAAGGACGCGGUUAACCCCGACGUUCUCAACGCGAAGGAUAAGAAGGUCACUGCUCUCAAGGAGACCAAGAAGCGCCUCGAGGAGAGGUUCAAAACCGGGAAGAACCGGUGGUUCUUCACCAAGCUCAGGUUCUGAGCGGUAAUCUUAUCGAGUUUUGUUAUUCGAAUGCUUUUGGAUCUUGCUUUAAUUGAUACUUUAUAAUGCUGUGUUGAGAUUAGAUUUUGGAAUUUUUGGUUAAAUUUUGGUCAUAUUGGAUGAUUAAGGUGGUUUAUUGAGAUGAUAUGAUAGGUUAAUGUUGUUUAAAAUUGGUUGCUGAAUUGGAGCGAUUAUAGAUUAAGCGUGUUUGUGAUUGUGAUUCUGAA